This is a messenger RNA of Closterium sp. NIES-65, 1272 nucleotides long. Lineage: Eukaryota; Viridiplantae; Streptophyta; Zygnematophyceae; Desmidiales; Closteriaceae. The record is from the annotation of a GenBank genome assembly.
AUGGCUUGGGUGGCUGCAGUGGCCAUGGCCUGUUGCUCUCGGGCGGCCCGCCUUUGCCUGUCCAUAUGCAUCUCUAGUAUCAGGCACACGCCUUGCAGUGGGCUCACCCCAUCAGCCAAGCCUCGCAUGACUGCACUGCCCAUGCUGCUGCCAGGGCUGCUGGUGGCCCUCGUUCUUGGCGGCGCUGCCAUUGCACUCAUCCCUAUCAUCAGCAAGACGCCACUUGGGAUGGAUGCCUGGCGUGCCACCACCACCGCAGCCGAUACUCCUAUCUUCGUGCUUGUCUCUGGCAUCGCCACUCCCAUGGUACUCCUGUGGUGGAUGGGCAUGACCCUCACGCAAGGCAGAGCAUGGGCGCAUCAGCAGGGCUUGGCUCUGAUGGCUGGGCUGACGGUUGGGCUGUUGAAACUGAUGAAGCUGAAGAGUGCAAACAAGUGGCCUGUGCCACGAGGAAUCUUCCCUCUACUGCGCAGCACCGUUGCCUGGAUCCAGAGAGCGGGUGAGGUUAUUGGGACGGUCACUGUGGGUAUGGCUGGGAGACACAAGAUGAGUGAGGCGAAGGAGUUGAGCAUGAGGGCGAUUGGCGUGCAGCUAGAAGAGAAAAGGAGGGAGCUGGCUGUCGCUAGGGAGGAAUUGGAGGAGGCUGAGAGUCGGACAGAAGAGGGGUUGAGAGAGUUGCGUGAGUUCAGGGAGGAGCUGGCAGAACUGAAGAGGGCGCUCAGGGAGCAGGAGCUGGUGGUAACUCAGUUGGAGGAGGCUGAAGAAAGAAAGGCAGCGGAAUUGAGAGAGCUGAGAGAACAGGUGGAGGAGAGGAAGAGGGGUUUGGAAGAGGCUGAGAGGAGACGAAUGGCGGAGAUGAGUGAGAUGAGAGGGCAGGUGGAAGGGAGGGAGAGGGAGCUGGCUGCAGUGAAAGGGGAGAUGAGUGAACACAAGGAUGCUGUGAGAGACCUACUAGACAUGGCUGAGAGAAGAAGGGAAUCGGAUUUGAGAGAUCUGAGAGAGGAAGCAAGGAAGGGCAAGGAUGAAAUGAGAGCGGAGUUGGCAAGGGAGAGGGAGGAGAGGAGGAGGGAGGUGCAGGAGCUGAAUUGGCCGCGAGCCAUGGAGGAGUUGGCAGCGUGCAGGAGCUGGCAGAUUGUUGAGCUGGAGAUCAGCCAGAGUGAAGGCCAUCGGAAGAUUGCUUGGGAGGUGCGUGUGGAGCGAUUGGUUGACAGGAUGCGCACUCUUUUGAUGUCGACACUUGAUCAUUCCCUCUCUUUUGAUGUCGACACUUGA